Vigna umbellata (rice bean) is the source of this 741-nucleotide messenger RNA. Lineage: Eukaryota; Viridiplantae; Streptophyta; Magnoliopsida; Fabales; Fabaceae. The record is from RefSeq and is a predicted model, not a curated record.
AAAUACUGAAUAAGGAAGUGUUGGGUUACAGGCUGCCACCAGAAUCUUAGCUCGUCAACUUGUUAGGUUACGUCAACAGAUAACCAAUUUGCAGGGAAGUCGUGCACAGAUCAGGGGUGUAGCAACUCACACACAGGCAUUAUAUGCAAGCACUUCAAUCUCCACAGGAAUGAAGGGUGCAACUAAAGCAAUGGUGGCAAUGAAUAAGCAAAUGGCACCGGCAAAACAAGUGAAAGUGAUCAGAGAAUUCCAAAAGCAAUCAGCCCAAUUGGACAUGACGAUUGAGAUGAUGUCAGAAUCUAUUGAUGAAACUUUAGACAAAGAUGAAGCCGAAGAAGAAACCGAAGAGCUCACCAACCAGGUUCUUGAUGAGAUUGGAGUGGAUAUUGCAUCCCAGUUAUCUUCUGCUCCGAAAGGACGAAUUGCUUCAAGGAAUACUGAAAAUGUUGCUCCAAGAUCAGAAGAAUCCCAAGAUGUUGAAGAACUUGAAAAGAGAUUGGCAUCUCUUCGAAGAAUAUAAAUAUCUGGCUGCUACGCUCGCUCAUGUGUUUCUUAAUGUACAAAUCGUUAUAUAUAAUAUAGCAAUGCAGAGAUUGUAUUAUUGGCACCUCAUAGUUACAAAAUUUAUGCUGUUGUGUUUGGAUGUGAAGAACUAGUAAAAGUAGACUGGGAUAUUUGAGACUGCUGCAAACCUUUAUUAAAAUUUGGGAAUUUGUAAAUCUGUAUGUGGGUAUUUUUUAA